AUGGUGAACCUGAGCAACGCGGUGCACUCCUUCCUUGUGCACCUAAUCGGCCUAUUGGUUUGGCAAUUCGAUAUUUCCAUAAGUCCAGUAGCAGCUAUAGUAACUGACAUUUUUAAUUCCUCCGAUGGUGGACGCUUGUUUCAGUUUCCAGACGGGGUACAAAACUGGCCAGCACUUUCAAUCGUCGUGAUUAUAAUCAUGACUAUAGGGGGCAACAUUCUCGUUAUCAUGGCAGUAAGCAUGGAGAAGAAACUGCACAAUGCAACCAAUUACUUCUUAAUGUCCCUAGCCAUUGCAGAUAUGCUGGUGGGACUACUUGUCAUGCCCCUGUCUCUGCUUGCAAUUCUUUAUGAUUAUGUCUGGCCAUUACCUAGAUAUUUGUGCCCCGUCUGGAUCUCACUCGAUGUGCUAUUUUCAACUGCGUCCAUCAUGCACCUCUGCGCCAUAUCGCUGGACCGGUAUGUAGCAAUACGUAAUCCUAUUGAGCAUAGCCGGUUCAAUUCGCGGACUAAGGCCAUCAUGAAGAUUGCCAUCGUUUGGGCAAUAUCAAUAGGUGUUUCAGUUCCUAUCCCUGUGAUUGGACUGAGGGACGAAAGCAAAGUGUUCGUGAAUAACACCACGUGCGUGCUCAACGACCCGAACUUCGUUCUCAUCGGGUCCUUCGUGGCAUUCUUCAUCCCGUUGACGAUUAUGGUGAUCACCUACUUCUUAACGAUCUACGUCCUACGCCGUCAAACUCUGAUGUUACUUCGAGGCCACACUGAGGAGGACAUGCCUGAAAUCAGCCUGAACUUUCUGAAGUGCUGCUGCAAGAGGAAUGCUGGUGAUGAAGAGAACUCUCUCAACCCCAAUCCAGAUCAGAAGCCGCCGCCUCGGAAGAAGAAAGGAAAGCGUCCUAGAGGCACCAUGCAAGCUAUCAACAAUGAGAAGAAAGCUUCCAAAGUCCUUGGCAUUGUAUUCUUUGUCUUUCUGGUCAUGUGGUGCCCGUUUUUCAUCACUAAUAUCCUGUCUGUUCUUUGUGGGAAGGCCUGUAACCAAAAGCUGAUGGAGAAGCUUCUCAAUGUGUUUGUGUGGAUUGGCUAUGUGUGUUCGGGCAUCAAUCCUCUGGUGUACACUCUCUUCAACAAAGUGUACCGAAGGGCUUUCUCUAAAUAUUUGCGCUGCGAUUAUAAGCCAGACAAAAAGCCUCCUGUCAGACAGAUUCCUAGGGUUGCUGCCACUGCUUUGUCUGGGAGGGAGCUCAAUGUUAACAUUUAUCGGCAUACCAAUGAACGUGUGGCUAGGAAAGCUAAUGACACUGAGCCUGGCAUAGAGAUGCAGGUGGAGAAUUUAGAGCUGCCAGUCAAUCCCUCCAGUGUGGUCAGCGAGAGGAUUAGCAGUGUGUAAGCAAGAGCAAGCAGCACAGCCUUCCUACAGGAAAGCUCUUGUAGGAAAGUUUUCCCCCUUGAUUUUCCUAAGGAUCAUAACUAAUGUAAAUACUGCUGUGUGACAAAACAGUGUUUUGAUAAACAGCUUUGCAAACCUGUA
This is a messenger RNA of Peromyscus eremicus (cactus mouse), 1527 nucleotides long. It is a transcript of the gene Htr2c, whose product is annotated as 5-hydroxytryptamine receptor 2C. The coding region runs from base 1 to 1386 and encodes 461 amino acids. Gene Ontology annotation, cellular component: dendrite; plasma membrane. Gene Ontology annotation, molecular function: G protein-coupled serotonin receptor activity; neurotransmitter receptor activity. NCBI's taxonomy places the organism in Eukaryota, Metazoa, Chordata, Mammalia, Rodentia, Cricetidae. Gene Ontology annotation, biological process: G protein-coupled receptor signaling pathway, coupled to cyclic nucleotide second messenger; feeding behavior; chemical synaptic transmission. The transcript has 4 exons. The record is from RefSeq and is a predicted model, not a curated record.